GGAAGUGACAGAAAGAGUACCUUCGUUGAGAAAGACUCCUUAAAGAACGCCCUUUGUGAGCAACUUUACCCUUUAGCUGCCACCAAAGGCGAUGAAGUUGUGUAAGUUUGUCAAGUGGCACUAACAAGCUCUCCAUUGUCUUCGUCUUCGUCGAAGCCUACCUCUGCCACUGCCUCUCCCUUCUCCCUCUGCGACUCAUGCCGUUUUCGUGUACCUAUCCCGCUUAAGAAUUUUUCAUUUGCAACACCUUCGAUAUCUCAUCUUCUUGUAAGAUUUCUACUGGUCGUCAAUUCCAACACUUCAACAGCAACAGAAACGUCAGGAAGAGGAAAAAGUUAACUGGGUUCGAAACAGCAGCGAGGAAUAUCGCCAAAUGCACUGGCGGCACAAACGCCGAAUUGGAAGAAAAGAAGCAGCCGCUGAUUUUGAUUUCGUAGGGACAGGGCAGGACGUGGGGUGAGUUGUCCCCUCAUCCUCAUCCAAUUCGGAAGAAAGCGUUGCUCUUUCGGAUAGGCAGUUCGAAGGGUAGCGUAGUUUUUUUUUUUAAAAAAGCCACGGUCACUGGGCUUCCUCUCACUUGCUGUCUCAAAAUGUAAAGUUGCGUCCUUUUAGUGAUCAAUCCUGGACAUAGCAGCAACAAUUCCUUAGCCUCAUUGUCAUCGAAGUCUCUUGCACUUGCGGUUUCACCGAGAAUGCAAGACAACGCCUGUUUCCACUGCCGCCAGCCAGGUCACUGGGUUAGAGAUUGCCCCUUGAAGACGCCCCCGGCCCAUAUGAAAUCUCAGCCCUUCGCUGCCAUUAAUGCUACUGCUGGCCGCCCCUCCUCCUUCUCAGGGGGUCCUGAUCCACCCCUCAUUCGAUGUCUCUGUGGCCGUGGAAAUUGCCUUGUACGGACUUCCAAAACGGACAAGAACCCCGGCAGAAAGUUCUACACUUGCCCAAUCACAGUAGGUAGUCAAUGUGGGUUUUUCAAGUGGUGCGACCAAGUAACAAAUGGUGAAACUAGCAUGUCUCCUCCUCCUUCGAGAGUCUUCCCUCUGUGUUCUUGUGGCGCUGGAGUCUGUCAAAGGAUUACGGUGAAGGAUGGGCCAGAUGCGGGUCGAAGCUGUUUUGUUUGCCCAAUCAAGAAGGGAUUUGGAGCUUGUCCUUUCCUCCAAUGGGAGGAUCUUCUAGAGAAAAGCAAACAUGACAUGUCUGCAAAGAGUACUUUGAGAAGCCAUCAGUUGGUCAAUGACUCUAGUAAUUUGAGUAUUGAGCACCCGGAGAGGAUGGAGUUUGAGUCGGUGGAGAUGGAAAAUCAUCAACAUUCCUCAACUUACAUGGUUGUACCUGGACUUUGUGAGAGAGAACAAGAACCCCUCACAGAGAGGGGACAACAUGAUGAAACCUCCACAGAAUGUCUUGAUCUACAAGAACCCCUCACGGAGAGGGGAAAACAUGAAGAAACCGAGUGUCUUGAUCCAUCACAUGUUAAGGUCUCUUGGAAUCUUCAAGACCUAGUCAUGCUGGAAGCUGAAUUAAGGAAUCCCAUUAUGAAGAAAGCAUUCCUAAUUUCCUGUCAAACAUCUCUUGUUGGAAUGCAUCACUGGCAGACACGGUUCCGGAGGCAGACUACUGCUUCUGGAGACACAUCUACAGGAGAUUGUACCAGUCAAAUUGCUGGUGUUCUUAUAUUGGGUUGGUGGGGCCGGCUCACUUUCCCUCCUUCUCGAUGUUUAUCAGUUCCACUACCGAAGCCUUUCUUUUGCUGUGUUUUCCCUUCUUUUGAUUCCAUCUUCAUUCCUGAAGAUAAAGAUGUGUAUAGUAAUGAAUACUUUACUGAGCUGCCUCAUAGUACUUCGCUUACUGAAUUUGACAAGCCAUCCCCGCAAAUAUCUGGUUGGGAUGCUGAGGCUUUGAGUGAUGUUUCUCGGGAGUGGUCAAACGCCAAAAGUCCUCCCCCUAUUGUUGAAGGCAGCAUAAAAGCCAACUCCAACAUGCUUGAUCAGAUAGAGUUGCAUCUCCGAAAUCUGCUUCUUACCAGUCUUGAGUCUAUGGAUCCGCUUAAACAUGAGUCCAUGGCAGUGGCAGUCGGAUCUACUUUUAAAGUUUUGGAUUGUCUAUCAGUUAAUUAUACACAUUUUCAUGAGCGUGUGAGGGAAUUCAUUGCCUGUGCAUCAUCACUUGCUGAUAUAGAACAGUCAGUGGACGAAGAACAUUCUUGGCAAGAGUUGAUCGAGCGGUGCAAUAAUGAGAAAGUUAGGUAUGAUGAUAUUUCUAGCAUCCAUGCUGAAACAGUGACCGCCUUUAUAGCCUCCAAUCAGCGCCUUAAAUCCCUUCGUAAAAGGACUUCCAGUUUGAAGGACUGGCUUGUACGAGUUGAGAAUCAGUUGUCCAGUUGUGAAGCUGAGACUAAGGAGCUAGAGGCUCGUGUGGGUGAGAUUUAUUGGGAUAUGUUGGAUUCCCAAAAGAGUUUGCAGGCUCUAUCUCGAGAAGCAGAAGAGGCAAUGAAGCUUCGUCAGCGGAGGGAACAAGAGCGAAAAGCAGCCAAGGCAGCCUUAGAAAUCGCUAGAAUAAAGCUUCGACAAUGAUUGUACAUUAGCCUUUCGGCCCUUUUUCAAUGUAGAAUAUGACAUGAUGCUUUAUGUUAUGUAAAUUAUGCCCAUUAGCAAAGUGCAAA
Alnus glutinosa is the source of this 2659-nucleotide messenger RNA. RefSeq lists its product as uncharacterized. The transcript is spliced from 5 exons. Lineage: Eukaryota; Viridiplantae; Streptophyta; Magnoliopsida; Fagales; Betulaceae. Bases 693 to 2570 code for a protein of 625 amino acids. Gene Ontology annotation, molecular function: zinc ion binding; nucleic acid binding. The record is from RefSeq and is a predicted model, not a curated record.